AUCAAGCAUCUUGCAGAAACACAACAAGGAACAACCAAACACGGAGACGAUAAAAAGCUCUAUAGAUCAAAGAUGAAUGUGGCAACAAUCUCUCUACUUCUGGUGGUAAGCUUGUUUGAAAUUGAAGCAGCUCCAUUCACUCAACUCAAAUGUUUUCAGUUUCGCUACAAAUUGGGACAGCAGCAAUGUGAACCAAAAAGGGGCUUCAAAGGUGAUUUAGUACCAUGCUACAACUUAUGCGACAACAAAUUGGUUAAAUUUGAAGAUUGCAAUAAACAUCCUGCUAAUAAGCAUUGCUGCGUUCACGACUGCAGAUGCGUCAUAAAAGGAGCCGGAUUUGUUGAAAUUCCUCAAAACUACACACUUACUCUCGACGAUGAAAAGUUAUUGCAGUGGAUGAAGACCGAAGUAAAAGAAGGAUGUGAACCAGAAGAGAAAUAUCCCAUUUUCGGGAAGAUUAGAGAAUCUGAAACUACUGUUGCAAGCAAAACAAACGCCGAGACAACUGAACAAAAUGAAAAAAAGCCACCCGCGACCAAAUGUAUUGCAAAUGAUCACUUUGUAUCGCAAUUUGCAAAAAAAAUGAAUGCAAUAUUCGAGCAGAUGGGUAUGAAAUGGGAAAUGGGCGUCGAAGAUGGCUGUAAUUAGUAUAUAUUACUUAUACUCCAUCAGUAUAAAAUUCGAAUUUUCAUUUCAAUCCAAUGUUCGUGUCUGUCGAUAUCUUUCUAUUUGUAUAUAUCAGGGGUGCACAACCUUUUUGCUAUUGGCGGCCACAUUGCAUUUAUUUUUAUACAAUACGGCCGCCAGGAGGUUAAUAUCGCGCCGAAGGCGCGCGAAAUUUUUUGGCUUUAUGACGUCAUAACCGCGUGUUUGACCCGUGCGAGGUGCACUCUGCCCAAUUAUGAAGUAUGUAGGACUACUUGAAAGUAUAAUAUUCGCAUUUUAAAAGGAUUUUUUUUGUCGGUGGACCUAUUCUAGAGCAGAUAUAUUCAGCAAGUUGCAUAAUGGUUGCACAAUUU
This is a messenger RNA of Styela clava, 1019 nucleotides long. RefSeq lists its product as uncharacterized. The record is from RefSeq and is a predicted model, not a curated record. NCBI's taxonomy places the organism in Eukaryota, Metazoa, Chordata, Ascidiacea, Stolidobranchia, Styelidae.